AUGUUGUCAUCAGCUCCACCUAGAAAGACUUGGUGGAAAUCGAAAGCAGUAAAAGUCACAAGAUCCUAUCCAACUUUCUCUUCCCUGAAUGCCUGGGAAGAAUUCAGGGGCCUCUUGCCUGUGGAUGGAGAACCAACCCCCGGAGUGGGCCUGGGUGUGGAGGAGGGACUGCUCUGCCAGAUGGUUCACUCUCCAGAAUUCAACCUGUUUCCUGACUCCGUGGUGUUUGAAAGCAACUUUGUCCAGGUCAAGAAGGACAGGAACUGGAUCAACAUCUACAAAGCCUCCUACACCAUGGCCCUCGGGGUGACCUCCUCCGUGCCCUGCCUGCCCCUUCCCAACAUCCUCCUCAUGGCCCGCGUCAAAUGGCACCGGGGGCAGAGCCAGACGUGGAACAGACCGUCGCCAGCGCCAAACAUCAUCCUGAAGAGGAUUCUCCCAUUGAAGUUCGUGGAGCUCCAAGUCUGUGACCAGCUCCAACGCAUCCUGCGGUUGAGGACGGUCACAGAGAAGAUCUACUAUCUAAGACUCCACUCUGACCAUCCUGAGACUGUCUUCCACUUCUGGAUCCGACUAGUUCAGAUUCUGCAGAAGGGCCUGUCCAUCACCACCAAAGACCCUAGGAUUCUUAUCACUCACUGUCUGGUGCCCAAGAGCAGCUGCAGCGUCUCAGGAGACUCUAAG
Messenger RNA from Myotis lucifugus (little brown bat), 684 nucleotides. RefSeq names its product protein FAM71F1-like. The annotation marks the transcript as partial. The record is from RefSeq and is a predicted model, not a curated record. Lineage: Eukaryota; Metazoa; Chordata; Mammalia; Chiroptera; Vespertilionidae. The transcript has 3 exons. Gene Ontology annotation, cellular component: nucleus.